Molecule: messenger RNA, 2267 nt
Organism: Phacochoerus africanus (Common warthog)
Lineage: Eukaryota; Metazoa; Chordata; Mammalia; Artiodactyla; Suidae
Gene: TCEANC2
Product: transcription elongation factor A N-terminal and central domain containing 2
Exons: 4
Coding region: 839-1465 (208 amino acids)
Biological process (GO): DNA-templated transcription
Cellular component (GO): nucleus
Source: RefSeq, a predicted model, not a curated record
AGUGUGAUUUGCUUUAGCCGCUCCCUCCCGCGUUCCCCCUUGGAGCUCCGCUGGCGGGUGCAGCCUUUUCCGAAAAAAAGGAAAAAACAAAACAAAACAAAACAAAACACCACGGCGGUGGGAGGAAGCGUCGGCUUAGCUCUCACCCCCACAGUCCAGGUUUGGGCCCUCAGAGGGUGGGUUCUGGAGGGGUCCGGCUGCUUGCAGGGCUGCUUUUCCCGGUGGGUCUCACAGGACAUCGUUGUUAAGCUUCCUCUUCGUGGGCUCCUGCGUGCUGACAGCAAAGGAAGAUGGUGUUUCCCUUUCCUCUGGGGUCCAGAGCACGACAGUCUUGUUUAGGGUCCUUUGACCACCCAGCAGGUCCUGGAGAUGACUGGUUUUUGUGAGGACCGGCUGGUUACUAGGGAAACUCUUUGGAUUGUGGCUUUGGUGGGGUGGUUAUUAAGAGAGCUUCAUUGAACCCAGGGGAACUGUAACCUGCCACAACUCAACCUAAGAUGGAAUAGGCUUUUCAAGUCACCAGGCUCCAACCCUGGUCCAUUGUUGGAAGCCCCUGUGCAGCGUGCACUUCCUAAUUCAGGAAGUAAGACCGGUCGUUGUAUACAGAUUCAGUUUUUAGGAAGACGUUUCUUUUACAUCUUCUUAAAAGAGGAAAUCUUCCUGUAAAUUCCAGUCAAGGGUCCUCUUAAUUCAGAGUUUAUGCUUUCAGAGUUAUAGAACCCAAUUGGGUCACUUUAGGGAACUCACAUCACAGAAGUUUUGAUGAGGUUUUAGAAUCUGCCCUCUUUCUUGAGCAGUACACGGUGCAAGCACGUGAAGGUAGUUGGAGUUCCUAGCAAUGGAUAAAUUUGUCAUUCGAACGCCCAGAAUCCAAAGUAGUCCUCAGAAGAAAGAUCCUGGAGGAAAGAUUUACAAGCAGGCCACCAUUGAAUCUCUGAAGAGAGUUGUGGUCAUAGAAGACAUAAAAAGAUGGAAAACUAUGUUGGAGCUUCCUGAUCAAACCAAGGAGAAUCUAGUUGAAGCCUUACGAGAAUUAAAGAAGAAAAUACCCUCCAGGGAAGUGUUAAAAUCAACAAGGAUUGGUCACACUGUGAACAAGAUGCGUCAACACUCAGAUUCAGAAGUGGCUUGUCUUGCCAGAGAAGUUUACACUGAGUGGAGAACUUUCAUUGAAGAACAUGUGGAUAGACCUUCUAUAGUAGUCCGAAGUGAUCCCAAAACUGAAACACUUAGGAAAAAUGCCCAGAAAUUACUCUCAGAAGCCUUGGAAUUGGAGAUGGAUCACCUACUGGUUGAAAAUAUUGAACGGGAAACGUUUCAUCUCUGCUCCCGCCUCAUUAAUGGGCCGUACCGGCGGACGGUGAGAGCCCUGGUCUUCACAUUAAAGCAUCAAGCUGAAAUCCGGGCUCAGGUGAAGAACGGCACGCUGCCAGUCGGCACGUUUGUACAGACCCACAAAAAGUGACCCGAGGACGGUUCCACCCCUGGGCUGGGCAGAAAGGAAAAUGGGCCUCUCUCUGCCAUUCAAAGAUUCUUUUGAGUUUGGGCGAUGGCUGUUGCUGGCUGUGCUAAAUUUUCCCGUGGUGCCAUGUUCCAGACAGAGGAUGCAGAGAGCCCUGGGAGACAGGCCGCAGGAAGCGCUUCAUUAGCUGUAGUGCGCUGGGGCUGCCUGACAGGAUGUGCGCUCGUUGUCACUAGGAAGCGCGGCAUGGUUGCCAUCACCCAGCACAGUGAAAGGGUGACAGAUUUCACUGUGAAUAUGCCAAGGACACCUCUAAAUGUCCCCCGUGUCAGGCAGAUGAAGUUCCUACUUUAUUUCGCCACCCUGCAGGUAACUGAAACUCAAUUACCGCUGCUGCUCACUCGGUUCCGUCCCCCUGAGUUUAGAUAGCGCCAGUGCCUCUCAGAACUCCCCCGUCUGUUCUCUUUGCUCUACCCCAGGGGUGAGCCUGCCAGAGCCCGCCAACCACCCCUUCUUUCCAGAACUCACUUAUCUGAACGUUUCAGCUCUCCCUGGAAGACCUUCUGUGUUGGGCUCCGGAGCCCCCAUGCUGAGGCUUCUAAUGAGGAACUGGCCUGAAGCAUCCCUACACCUUGAGGUUUAUUUGAAUAUGUCAGCUCUCGGUUUAAGGUUCUGCAGAAGAUACAUGAUGAAAUUUCUUUUGAAAUGAAUUCCUGUAGGAGAAAAAUUGUAUAUGUGUGUGCUUUAAAAUGAAAUACCUCUACAUAGACUUGCUUGAACAAUUCCGUAAAUGAUACUUGCUUUU